This is a messenger RNA of Macrobrachium nipponense, 4947 nucleotides long. RefSeq names its product cyclin-dependent kinase 17-like. Bases 406 to 2829 code for a protein of 807 amino acids. Gene Ontology annotation, biological process: protein phosphorylation. Lineage: Eukaryota; Metazoa; Arthropoda; Malacostraca; Decapoda; Palaemonidae. Gene Ontology annotation, cellular component: nucleus; cytoplasm. The transcript has 12 exons. Gene Ontology annotation, molecular function: ATP binding; cyclin-dependent protein serine/threonine kinase activity. The record is from RefSeq and is a predicted model, not a curated record.
AUCAUCGUCCAGGCUCUUGAUGGCUCGAAAGCAUAUUCCUUGCCAGUUGUUCCCCGUCAGCUGACCCGUCUGAAGCUCUCAGAAGGACUCGCUCCCUCUUCAGAUCAGUGACGAGUAUUUGUAUAGACUACAUCAAAGGCAACAGUUACUUUGUUGUGAACUUGAGAAAAGAAAUCUCAUGAGUGUGAACUUCGGAAAAAAAGGAAAUCUGACUAGAUUUAGGAAAGUGAUCUUUUUGAACCAUAAGAAUAAGAAGAAAUACCUCGACAUAAUCAUAAUUUAAUACGGCCCCCAAGGGACUGUCAACCAUCUUGACCUUCGGUCACUUCGUCGUUGUAUGUGACGUCAUAUUCGGGACGCCCUGCGGAGGAGUCUCGGCCCCUCUGCACCCCUUCAGGAGAUAUUAUGCCUGUUCCCGUAGCACGUGUGUCCUCGCCGACAGAUCCUCAAGCUCUGUUCCGGUAUCCCACGCCUCUCCCCCUGCCCCCCGCAAAGAAAGGCGAUAGGUGUGAACAGCAGCACCGCCUCACACCCGAGCCUCCUGCUGCAGUAGUCGAGAACCGAGCUCUGUCUCCAGAUAACUACGCGGUGGUCGCCGUUUUACCCCAGAGCCCCUCCAUCAUCCACCCCUACACGUCGUGUCCCUCCCCGGUCAUCAACGUCUCCUACCAGGCGGACUUAGACUGUCGAAGCCCAAGUCCUUUCGAAGCGGCUGCUUCUCCCGAAGGGUCCUCGUCCGUCCUGUCCGGUUCUCCCUUCGAGGUUUUGCCCUCCCCGAGCGUCCACUCGUCAGCGCCCCCAUCGUCAGUGCCGUCUCUUGUCGUGUCUCCCAGCGAUCUCGUCGCCGAGGGAGAGAGGCGACUGCCGAGUUUUUGGUUGACGCAGCCCACUCCUACUCCGUCGUCCCUUUCGUCGACGUCCUCGUCUUGGGGCUUGCGACUGUCCCCCGAGACUUCGAACUCCAGACCAGGCUCGGUCUCUUCAGUUUCCACAGCGCCUCCUUCAUCGUCGUCGUCGGCGGCGUCCUAUCACAGCUGCACUAGUGGCCCUUCAUGCGACGGGUCGGUCAGAGCGAAGGUCUCCGUGAAGAGCAACUCUCAGCAGACUACAGUAGCAACCACCGGUGGCAGUUGGUUCGGCUGCGGUCGGAAGUCCAGCAUGUUGGGGAUGGUGGUGGCGGCCGUAGGUAAUUGCAUGCGAUCCGUAGAGCCCGCCCAGAGGAACCUCAUUGAUGAGCCCGAAUUUGUGGCCGAGGCUCAGGAAGACGCCAUCCCAACCCCUGCGAAUGUCCGCAGCAGGGUUGAGGGCACCGUUCAGGAGAGGAGGGAUGGAUGGGGGACCGGUAGCGCCCCUGGCAGCAACGUCGGUGGACGUAAUCUGUGCAUCAUAGAGGAAUACUCAGGCUUCGCGGAGUCGUCUUCCAGCGGGAAUGCUUCUCACUCGAGGGAUAUACCGAUUAUCCACCAGACCGUCUUAGAAGAGGAGGGAGAGACUAUUCACAACAAUAACAACGUGAAACACAAGAAGAACAGAGGGAAAAAUGGCGGGGGCUCCUCCGCCAGUCGCCGCCCCUUGAUCUUGAUGUUUGGCUCACAGAGGUCGUCCUCUGUCCCCUCCUGUUAUGGUUACGGAAAGAGGUCCAAAUCAAAUUCAGGUGUUGUACACGAGGUACCCCGAAUAGGCAGUGAUGGGGAAAGCGAGGAAGCGUCAGGGGCCAGUGAUGAAGUCACUUCACCAGUUAAUGUUAAACUCAGGCAGAAAAAUAGACGUAUCACGCAAGAGGAUAUCAACAAACGUUUAUCACUACCAGCUGAUUUACGAGUGCCAGAUGCAUUCCUACAGAAGCAAUCCAUUAGUCCGGAGGGUCCACUCAGCAGAUCCUCACGAAGACAAUCCUUAUCAGAAAUUGGUUUUGGUCGCAUGGAAACCUACACUAAACUAGAUAAGUUAGGAGAGGGCACAUAUGCAACUGUGUACAAAGGACGAUCACGGCUAACGGAUAAUUUAGUUGCUCUCAAAGAAAUAAGGUUAGAGCAUGAAGAGGGUGCACCAUGUACAGCAAUCAGGGAGGUGUCUCUUCUUAAGGAACUCAAGCAUGCUAAUAUUGUAACGUUACACGAUAUAGUUCAUACGGAUAAGAGUUUAACCCUUGUCUUUGAGUAUUUAGACCGUGAUCUCAAACAGUACAUGGAUGAAUGCGGAGCACAAUUAUCACUGAAUAAUGUUAAGAUCUUCCUGUUUCAGUUACUACGAGGAUUGGCGUAUUGCCACCAACGCAGAGUUCUACAUCGUGAUUUAAAACCCCAGAAUCUCCUCAUAAAUGAUCGAGGCGAAUUAAAGUUAGCAGAUUUUGGUCUAGCACGGGCAAAAUCUGUCCCAACAAAGACUUAUAGUAACGAAGUAGUAACGUUGUGGUACCGGCCUCCUGAUGUUCUCUUAGGUUCAACUGAGUAUUCAACCCAAAUUGAUAUGUGGGGUGUUGGAUGCAUAAUGUAUGAGAUGAUCAGUGGAAGGCCACUAUUUCCUGGUGCCACAGUAGAAGAUGAACUUCAUUUAAUAUUUCGCACGUUAGGUACUCCUACAGAGAACACUUGGCCUGGAAUAAGCACUAAUGAAGACUUCUUACAGUAUUCAUUUCCAACUUACAAUGGAGAACCAUUACUUGCAAAAGCUCCUCGACUUGCUCAAGAUUCUGCACUUGGACUUUUAACAAAGUUCCUUUUGUAUGAGGCUAAGAAAAGGAUCUCAGCUGCUGCUGCACUGAAACACCCAUUUUUUGAGUCAUUGGGCCACACUGUACAUACCUUGAAAGACCCCCUAGAAUCCUGAAUGUAAACAAGAGGACUCCAUUUUCUCAUGUCCUGGACUGAUGCUUACUCGGGAUCAUAACCAUAAAGUGACGAAUGGUGGCCAGGCCAAGAGCAGACGCCAGAGUAUGCAUUUUUGAAAUUUGCCAAAAAUACCUCCACACCGAUUCUGGAUUAAGGACCAAUGAAAGGCCUUGGACAUUGAAAACAUGGGGCCCCUGCAUAACUACAGACUUGAAAAAUGAAAUAUGAAAUAGUGUAAAUGAAAUGUACUUUCAGACUUCAAUAUUUCUCAAACAUUCCUAAUGAAACACUCAAGAAAGUAUAUUCCUUAGAACUGGAAUAAAUGUUUUGAAACAACUGUGUACAUCAGUUUUGAUCAGAAGCUCACCCACUGACAAUGGUCAGUGGAAUGAUGGUUCGAUCAUAAAAGCCCCUAGGUGAUGUUAUGCAUUGGUGAAAAAUGGGAGGACAUUUAGGUGUUCACUACUGUAUCAGUAGACUAUCUUUGCCAGUUUAGCAGGGUUUCUAGAACCUUUAGUUUCAUCCAUAAUCUUUCAAAUGUUUAGUAAUAUUCAGUCAUUUCAGUUUAGAUUCAGAUCAAAACCCUCCAAAAAGUUUAAUAAGAGUCAUACUGACAGUUUCCUGUAAAUCACAUUCAAAAAGUUGAUCACCAUUGUCGGGUAGUGUGAUCUGCUGGUCAGAAUGAAACAAUACUGCCGACUCUUGGAAGUGAUUAUCUUUUUGCUGCUCUAUAGAAAUGGAGGAAGGAAACAUUUAUACCAUAACCUGUCUCCCUACAUAUUCACCACACAGGAUUUAUUGACAGUAAUGAAACAGCUGUGAUGAUUCGCUCAAUUUACAUAUGAAAUUUGUAAUAAUGUAUUGUUUGUUCUAUGUAAAAGGCAAGCAUCUGGACAAUAACAUCACUAAGAUUCUGGCUAGAAAUUUGUAUGCAUUGAUUUGUUCUUGAAGGGCAAUAAAGAUAAGUGAUUCAAUAUGAUGUUGAUUUUGCCCUAUUACUCUCAAUCUCAUGGAUUUCAUAUAAACCUUAUGUGCAAUUUAUAGUACUUCAAUUUCUUGUGCUGGAUUAUUAUUACCAAGCAAUUUUCAUUCUUUCAUUAAUAUUUUUGGUUGCCGUACAGGCUCUUCCUAAUAGUAUAUUAUGUUGAAGAUUGUGAUAUAUGACUUGUUAAAAGUACCUUAUGAAAUGUCCUUGGUUGACACCUAGAAAUUUAUUUUGAUACAUUUUCCCUGUAUAUGUUAUGUGGACAUAGUAAAUUCAAUUCAGACUCUUGUACCUGACAAAAUCUGUUUUAUACUGUUUGAGUUGGUACAAUGUGACUGAUUCCUGGUUGUCAUCAGGUUUAUUGUCUGCAAUAACUCUUUGGUUGUUCAUUACCUUAGAGGUUUAGCUGUCACAUGAACAAUUUAAAUCUCAAGUACUUAAUGUUUAAUAUGUAUAGCAAAAGCUAAAAAGAAUAGAUGAGCGUACAUUUACUACUAUGAUAUGCCCUUCUGUCUUUAGCUACAUCAUUGAUAGUGACAUACUGAGGAUUGUUUUAGACUAAAAUAAAUAGCUCAUGCAUUCCAAACUGCUUUCAUACACUGAACCUUCUUACUUUUGUAUAAUCUUUAUAUUUUUGUUUGGCAUUUUUUCUUCUGGACUUGGCUAUAUUUAGUGCCAAUUUCUUGUCUAGGUUUAGCCAUACUGAUGGCUAUUGAUGCAUAAACUACUGUAUUACACUUUUUCACUUGACAAACAUGAACAGCUCAAUACCUCAAGACUUUGUCCGACACAACCUGUGCAUUGAUCUGGAAUUUCAACAAUAAUAAUUACACAAGGUAAGAUUUUAAGCCUUAUUUAAGCAGGUGAGAUGGACAUUUUCAUAAUUAUUAUGCAUUGAAAAUGCAAUUUUCCGUUACAAGAAACCACAGACAUUCUCUGCAUAUGGGACAUAAAAAAAGUAUUUCUUUAUGGGCAGCAGAAUAUUAAAUUUGCCAACAAUCAUAAGGAUGAACCAAGUCUAUUUUUAACAGGUGUCUGACUACUGUAUAUUUUCAACUAUUUUAUCAUAGGUUGAAGAAUGGCAUGACAUGUGUCAAUGAUGUGUCCAAAAUGAAUAAAUAAAACUUUCAA